Messenger RNA from Rotaria sp. Silwood2, 552 nucleotides. NCBI's taxonomy places the organism in Eukaryota, Metazoa, Rotifera, Eurotatoria, Philodinida, Philodinidae. The record is from the annotation of a GenBank genome assembly.
AUGAAUAGUUUGACAUUUCUUUCAUUAUUCAUUUAUAUAGCUGUUGUUGCAGCAGCUACUCUUCCUGAGUUACAUGUUAUCAAGAAGGUAUCAUUUAACUAUCCAUAUAGCUGUCAACGAGGUUCAUUAAGUUAUGAAGGUUGUGCUCUUUUCCUGACUGAUUAUGGUGUAUCAAGAAAUAUGCCCGACCUUUUGUAUAAUGGAGCUUGUGGUUCUGACAAUACUUUUGAUGUCAUGUUAGCUGGUGACGAUUUCGGUAUGUUAACUGAUUUAGGUGAUGUAUCAUUGGAAAAUGUUACAGCAUCAAAAGCUUUCAAUUAUGAAAAUACGGUUGGUAGAGACAACAAAUUCGCUGGUACUAUCAAGGUAGUUAAUGGACAUACUUAUGCUGCACUCUUAGCUAAACGUGACAUUCGAGCAUUGUUUGUUUUUCGUGUUGAAAAUUAUGAACGAAGUGGUCCAGCUAUAAUUACAUACGCUGUUAAACAAUAUGGCAUUGUUGGAUUCGUACAAGAAGCACCUGGUUUUUCCUGGGAUGCAUCAAAUUAUUGA